Molecule: messenger RNA, 594 nt
Organism: Mycetomoellerius zeteki
Lineage: Eukaryota; Metazoa; Arthropoda; Insecta; Hymenoptera; Formicidae
Exons: 1
Coding region: 1-594 (197 amino acids)
Source: RefSeq, a predicted model, not a curated record
AUGUGGCGUUAUUUCACGCAUAAAAAUACGCGACGGUACAUCGAUGUUCUGCAGGACAUUGUGCACGCUUACAAUCACUCGUCCACGAGAAUGCAACCAGCGGUAGUAACGAGAGAAAACGCGCAUAUCGCUCGCGAAAAUAUAGCUCGUCGUUGGAAAAAAAACGACGAAUCAUUAAAGAAACGAGGGUCCGAAACGAUUAAAUAUCGUGUCGGGGAUCUCGUUCGCAUCAGUAGAGCGAAAGGUGCCUUCGAGAAAGGAUACGAAGCUAACUGGAGCGAGGAGAUAUUUCGAAUUUAUCGUAUUCUCGAUUGGCGAAAACCGCGCGUGUACGAAUUGAGCGAUUUGGCAGACGAAGUCAUAGACGGUAUUUUUCAUGAGCAAGAAUUAGCUCGAGUUGAGAAAAACUUACAGGAGGAACAGUUUAUCGUCGAUCACGUGAUAAAGAGUAGAGGACGAGGAGCUAAUAAGCAAGUGCUUGUUAGUUGGCGAGGUUAUCCCAGUAAAUUUGAUAGUUGGAUUCCGGCUUCGAGUUUAAUUUCUCUUCGCGAUGGAGGAGGAACAAUUUCUUCUGGUACUUCCGAGCAACAGUAG